This is a messenger RNA of Macrobrachium nipponense, 1200 nucleotides long. RefSeq lists its product as uncharacterized. The transcript is spliced from 7 exons. The coding region runs from base 195 to 1139 and encodes 314 amino acids. Lineage: Eukaryota; Metazoa; Arthropoda; Malacostraca; Decapoda; Palaemonidae. The record is from RefSeq and is a predicted model, not a curated record.
GGUCUGGCUAGCUUUCGCAGUCUAUUGUGAUCUAGAAAGAAGCCUAGUUGACAUGUGCGUUGGAAAUUUCUAAAGCGUUGCGUAAUUUGGAAUUACGACGUGAUCGUAAAGUGCGGAAUUGAUUCGUCCGUUGCGUAAUUGUUUGAAGAGUCUUUUCAACUGAGAGAUCAAGGAACGGAAUCAAGUUUGUCAGUAUGAAUCUGAGUGAUAUUCUCGCAGGAGGCGGCGAGGGAAAGACGACCCGUAUAUUCGUGACCGUCCUGCUGACAGCUACGCUGAUAUAUACGAUUACCCUUAAUGGACUGGCCGGCCCUGGAGUAGGUCCGUUCAAGCAGUCGACGGGUAACGUCUCCGACAAAUUUUUCACCUGCAUCACUCCUGCUGGCUUCACGUUCUCUCUCUGGUCCGUCAUCUACAUCAGCCUCGUCCUAAUUAUCAUCUACGCCAUCACCCUCCUGUUCCGCCAAUUGGAUGAAGAACCAGCUUGGCGAGCAGGCGGUGCCAUCUCCGUCCCGUUCAUGGUGACGCUGUUCGUGAACCUCAACCUAAACGUCGGGUGGCUCUUUGCUUGGGACGCCCUCAACGCCACGGGCUCGGCCAUCAUCCUCCUGCUGAUAGCGCUGACCAACAUCGUCGCCAUAUGUCUCUCCGCCUACAGCUUCGCGAACGCAGCGCCACGUCUCCUGACGAAGUCGAAGCUCGAUUUUUGGUGUGGGAUCCUCUCCAUCAAUGGGAUGGGAUUCUACGUCACUUGGACCAUACUGGCCUCGCUGCUCAACCUCACCAUAUUCUUCAAGUACGAGAUUGAGUUGGAUGGCAACGGCGUAUGCUUGGGAUCCCUCAUCUUCCUCCUGUUGGUGCUCAUCAUCUGGUUCAUCCUCGAAAACUCCCUCCUCAGGAUGUUUUCGAACCCGCUCGUCACGCAUUAUGCCGUCGUCAUCUGGGCAAUGGCCGGCAUGCACAGCAAACAAAAGAACCUCGCGAGCAGAGAGGUCGUUGCGCUCAUCAUAACAAACAUGACGGUGGCUGCUGUGAUGCUUGUGGGCAGGAUAGGAUUCCUAAUCUACAGAAACAGGAUCAACAAGCUAUACUGUGAACCGACUGUCGAGGACACAAAGGUCAAGCCGGUCAAAUACUGAAGGUCAUCGGGUUUGACCAAUGAGACGCAGUGAGCCAAAUGUGGGGAUUCCCUGUAUAUAU